Molecule: messenger RNA, 1879 nt
Organism: Coturnix japonica (Japanese quail)
Lineage: Eukaryota; Metazoa; Chordata; Aves; Galliformes; Phasianidae
Source: RefSeq, a predicted model, not a curated record
CGUUGGUGGGCGUGGCUUCAUCUUCUGGGCUGCCUCUAUUCUGUCGAUCCAGGGGAACCCAGCCCCGAUUGCAGUGUGACGUUGCUGGCGCUGAGUUCGGAUCCCGCGAUGUCGGAGGCUGAACUGGGAGCGAUGCUGGACAGAAUCUAUGGGGCCAUGGUGCUGGUGGUGGGAGCGGAGGAGCUGAGCCAACAACACGGACCAGAGAGACUGAAAAGGGAACUGAGGCGCUGCUUCCCGCUGCUGGACGCUCUGAUUGGUGGAGACGUCACCUUGUCCCGCCCACUUCCGGCCACGCCCAGACCGGAAAUGGAGGUCCUCCUGCAGUCUCUAUGCUCCGCUGCUCGUUCCGGUCCCAGCUGCAUCCGGGUCCUUGGGGUCGGGGGUCCCCCGUUGGUCUCCACACCCCAAUGGCGGGCUCUGCCCCACACGGACGCCGCCAUCUUGGUUUCUCUCCUCACUUCCGGUUCCGCUCACUCGGCCAAGGAUCUGCCGGUUUUCUUGCCCACCGGAAGUCCCGCGGUUCCUCUCCGUCUGUUGCUGUUGCCAUUACUUGGGGGGCUUUGGCUGCUGAUGCUCUGCGGCCCCCAACCAUCCCUACAGUGUGCAGCCACACAGCUCGUGCCCCACUUUUUAGGUCCCGCUGUGGAUCAAUUGAGGAGCUGGGCCAGACCCACAACUGCUCCACUGCCCCACAGCGUCAUGGCAUAUCUCCUCAUCGACCGCCUUCACUGCACGACCCAUAGCGGCCUGGGCCCGGGGGGGUCCAAAAAUUCAGCUCUGCCCCCUCGGCGCUAUGGGGCGGCCCUAUGGAGGAUGAAGGAGCUGCUGGUGGAGCGGUAUUGCCCCGAAGGAGGGGGGGGUGAAGCCCCAUGGCCCAACAUCGGGAUCCCUGGUCGUCCCUGGUGGCAGCAGCCGACUCGUACCGGGCAUCAACGGGGUCGGACAUCGUCCUAUUAACGUCUAUAGGGUCGGCUCCACCCUAUAGAUACACCCACCACGGCCCCGGACCUUUAGGGACAGCAGCCAGGCUUUAUAUAGGGCACAUUAUGGCGGCCCAUAAGGCUUUAAUGGGGUCUUGUAAUCCUAUAGGGAAUAGGAAGGUGUCAAGGACCCUAAAGAGCCCUGACCCUAUUAGUAACCCCAUAGAGAGCCUAUGGGAGCCUAUAGGAGGGGGGUCUGGCCCUAUAGAUAGGGGGUCUGGCCCUAUAGAUGGGGGGUCUGGCCCUAUAGAUGGGUCUGGCCCUAUAGAUAUGGGGUCUGGCCCUAUAGAUAGAUCUGAGCCCCCCAACCCUAUUAAUAACCCCAUAGAGAGUAACCCCAUAGAGAGCCUAUGUGAGCCUAUAGGAGGGGGGUCUGGCCCUAUAGAUAGGGGGUCUGGCCCUAUAGAUGGGUCUGAGCCCCCCAACCCUAUUAGUAACCCCAUAGGGACCCUAUAUGAGCCUAUAGGAGGGGGGUCUGGCCCUAUAGAUAUGGGGUCUGGCCCUAUAGAUAGAUCUGAGCCCCCCAACCCUAUUAACAGGACUCCCAACCCUAUUAGUAACCCCAUAGAGAGCCUAUGUGAGCCUAUAGAUGGGGGGUCUGGCCCUAUAGAUAGGGGGUCUGGCCCUAUAGAUGGGUCUGGCCCUAUAGGAGGGGGGUCUGGCCCUAUAGAUGGGGGGUCUGGCCCUAUAGAUGGGUCUGGCCCUAUAGGAGGGGGGUCUGGCCCUAUAGGUAGAUCUGAGCCCCCCAACCCUAUUAGUAACCCCAUAGAGACCCUAUAUGAGCCUAUAGAGGGGGGGUCUGGCCCUAUAGAUGGGUCUGGCCCUAUAGAUGGGUCUGGCCCUAUAGAUAUGGGGUCUGGCCCUAUAGAUAUGGGGUCUGACCCUAUAGAUGGGGG